AUGUCCCCCCUCAGUCAGGCUCAGCUGGAGGUCGGGAAGAAGGCGAAGACCCGCUGCAGCAGGAAGCCCCUGCACGUGAACUUCAAGGAGCUGGGCUGGGACGACUGGAUAAUCGCCCCCCUGGAUUACGAGGCGUAUCACUGCGAGGGGGUCUGCGACUUCCCCCUGCGCUCCCACCUGGAGCCCACCAACCACGCCAUCAUCCAGACCCUGAUGAACUCCAUGGACCCGGAGUCCACCCCCCCCAGCUGCUGCGUGCCCUCCAAGCUCAGCCCCAUCAGCAUCCUCUACAUUGACUCCGGGAACAAUGUGGUUUACAAACAGUACGAGGACAUGGUCGUGGAGACGUGUGGCUGCAGGUAGCAAUUUCUGCAGCUCUCCCCCUCCCCACCCUGCCCUACCCCCCC
Molecule: messenger RNA, 407 nt
Organism: Calidris pugnax (ruff)
Lineage: Eukaryota; Metazoa; Chordata; Aves; Charadriiformes; Scolopacidae
Product: growth/differentiation factor 6-A-like
Exons: 2
Coding region: 1-363 (120 amino acids)
Biological process (GO): BMP signaling pathway; SMAD protein signal transduction
Cellular component (GO): extracellular region
Molecular function (GO): growth factor activity; cytokine activity
Source: RefSeq, a predicted model, not a curated record